Molecule: messenger RNA, 1611 nt
Organism: Nannochloropsis gaditana CCMP526
Product: phosphoethanolamine n-methyltransferase
Exons: 1
Coding region: 1-1611 (536 amino acids)
Source: RefSeq, a predicted model, not a curated record
AUGACUUCAUUUUCAUUGACCGAAGAAGAAAGGACUGUCCAACGGGAAUACUGGCAGGAACACAGCAAGAAACAAGGCUCAAGCAUGGAAAACAUGAUGUUGGACGACUCUGCGUCCAAAUUAGACUUGAUGGAUCGUCCAGAAAUCUUGUCAAUGCUCCCUACUUAUUCUGACAUUCGAAUUUUAGAGCUGGCCUCAGGCAUUGGGCGGUUCACGGGCUCUCUUGCUAGCAAAGCAGGAAGCGUGGUUACGGUCGAAUUUAUGGAGGAGUUUGUUGCCAAAAACAAAGAACUGCACAAUCAUUUCGGCAAUUGCGAUUUCCUGUGUGCGGAUGUCCUCAAGCUGACUCUUCCACCGGCCUCAUUUGACCUGGUUUUCUCGUGCUGGAUUCAGAUGUACCUCAACGAUCAAGAGGUGCGCGUCCUAGCCGCCCGAAAGCUUGAAUGGUGCAAGCCCGGAGGUCACGUUUUCUUCCGUGAAUCAUGCUUUCAGCAGUCGGGGAAUGUUACCCGCGCUUUCAAUCCCUCGCAUUAUCGACACCCCUCGUUUUAUACCUCCGUCUUCUCCGAGGUACGUUGCACCGAUGCUACGGAUGGCAUCGAAUACAGGCUGGAGUUAGUGCGCUCUCGCAACCUAGAGACGUACAUCGCCGUCAAAGGCAAUAAGGGCCAGAUUUGCUGGCUCUGGCGAAAGGUUCCUGUCACGAGCUCACAAGCCCGCUUGGUGGGCAAUGGAAAUACGGGCCUCAGCAAUGGCAACGGCGCCGGGCACAGCAACGGGCACAGCAACGGGCACAGCAACGGGCACAGCAACGGCAGCAAGAAUGAGUGCAACGGCGUUUCGAGUCCCCAUGCGGACGACCUCCUCGCCCCCCCGGCGACGGGCCAGCUCGCCACCCACGAUGGUCUCUUCGGACCUGGCUUUGGGAGCGACCGGGUGGGAGGCGCGGGGCCCGCGUCCGCCCUAGCCCGAGCCCUGGAGCUCGGGGAGCCGGGUAAGCGCGUGCUGGAUUGGCAGUGCGGUCUGGGCGGGUACGGGCUGUGGCUGGCGGAAAAAUGCGGCGCCAAGGUCUGGCAGGUGGACGAGCGGACGGCCUUGAUUGAGGGGGCGGUGCAGCACUCCAGGACCCUGCCCAAGGCGCACACGGUCUUGGAGGUCUGUCGUCUCCACAGCCGGGAGUUCGAUCCAGAGAGCCUGGACGCGGUCAUCGUGCACACGCCACAGCCCUUGAGCCCCUUGUCGUCCUCGUUUUACCACAGAGCGGCGGCCUGGCUGAGGCCCGGGGGCCGUCUCGUGGCAGGGCUGCUGCUGGAGACUGUGGGGGAGGCAGAGAAGCUCCUAGCGGCCCUGGCAAAAGCGUUCGGGCAGGAGGUGGUGAUGACGGAUAUGACGGCGCAGAUGGUGGAGUGGAUGGAGCAGAGUUUGACGGCCUCGCGCGCGGCCCACAGGACGGUGGAGCCUGGCAAUGGCCACACAAAUGGCAACGCUCACAUUGCGCGCAAAGAACAGGAAUUGCAAACCGCUGUGAAACAGUGGUGGGAAGAACAGCUAGAGCGAGUCAAGGCCGGUGGCUUACACUACUUUCUUUUCAAAGCAACCAAGCAAGCUUGA